CCGACCCUCUGUGUCUUAAGAGCUGGACGGCCGGAGAGAGGAGAUUCUGAUUGCUGAAGCUGAAUCGGCGAUCGGAGGUUAUUUUAGACGGCCAUCGGAGGCUUUGUGUCAAAUCCAAUCAGUGAAUUCCCAGUUUCCUCUGCUCGCAGAAUCGUCCUCCCCUGAAUCAACUCUCAAUUUCAAUUCUAGGGUUUCCUAGCUUCGUUAAUUGCUGUAUUUGCAAGCUAGCGAUCGAGCGAGGCCGCUCGCGACAUCCUCCUUUUCCACCGCUGCCUUCCUGCUGGGUUUUCUCCACCAUCAACGCCCUCCAGGUUGCUCGGAGGCCUAGUUAGUCACAGUGAGUUUCUGUGUUCGUGGUUUUUUUUUUAUUUUUCUGCGUUCUUCAGCAUAACUGAUCAGUAAAAGGUGAAAAAGAUGUCUGGGAGAAACCGUGGGCCGCCUCUUCCAAUGAACGGCUUGCCGCCGAUGGCCGAACAUCGUUUCGGAAGAGGCCCGGGUUCAAUGCCACCGCACCCUGCCUUGCUGGAUGAGAUGAGGGAAUCCCAGUUUGGUUUAGACCCUCGGCGGCUACCCCCUCAUCAUCAUCAUCCUGCUGUUAUUGAGGAGAAUCUGGCUGCUCAGUACCAAGAGAUUCAAGUUUUGUUGGGUGAUAACCAGCGGCUGGCUGCAACUCAUGUUGCAUUGAAGCAGGAGCUGGAGGCCACGCAGCACGAGUUGCAACGGAUGGCCCAGUUUGCCGAUUCGUUGCAUCCGGAUAAAGAUAUUCAGAUGAGGGAGGUGCACGAGAAGUCUGUGAAAUUGGAGUCGGAUCUUCGUGGGUUGGAGUCGAUGAGGAACGAGCUCCAUCGUGUUCGUGGUGAUGUCAAGGAGCUUACUGAUGCAAAGCAAGAACUUACCGGUAGGGUGCAAAUGAUGACUCAAGACUUGGCUCGUUAUAAUGCGGACUUGAAGCAGGUGCCGGGUAUGAAGGCUGAAAUUCAGAGUAUGAAGCAGGACUUGCAGCGUGCACGAGCUGCAAUUGAUUAUGAGAAGAAAGGAUAUGCAGAGAAUUUCGAGCACGGACAGGUGAUGGAGAAGAAAUUGGUUUCAAUGGCUCGAGAGUUGGAGAAGCUUCGUGCAGAGAUAGCUAAUGCAGAGAAACGAUCACGCUCUUUGCCUCACGCAGGGCAUCAAGCUUAUAAUCCAAACUAUAGCAAUCCGGAAGCCGCAUAUGCUGGAAAUCCUUAUCCUGCUGGCUAUGGAAUGAACCCAGUGCAGCAGCAUGCCGAAAGUUUUUCACAGUAUGGCGUGGUCCCAGGUUCAUGGGGAGGUGCAUACGAUAUGCGGUCUCAAGGGAGAUAGGCAGCUAAUAUGUCCUGCUAAGAUGUUAUGAAUGAAAUCUCACGCUCUGCAACUUCUUAGAUAUCUGUUCCAGCUCUGGCGCAAUCUUUCCGUAGGUUAUGCCAAAAGAAGAUGAAGCUCUUCAUAAUAACUGCACGUGCCGUCAAGGAAACCGCAAGAGAAGGGAGUUUGUUUGUUGCAAACUGGUGGUUAUGAUGGAAGGGUUCCUGUUCCUCGACAACUCAAGGAAUUCAGUAAAAGCCUUCGUGGAAUACACUAAGUUGAAAGUGUGAACUGUGAUAGUGGAUCUGGUUUGAAGCAAUUGCUUUUAUGUGUUUGGAGAAGAAAUUGCUUUUGUUUUUGCUAAUGUUGAUAUUAAAUCUGCUUCUCUUGAGUGUUUGUAUUGCAGUACUGG
Messenger RNA from Linum tenue, 1735 nucleotides. The record is from the annotation of a GenBank genome assembly. NCBI's taxonomy places the organism in Eukaryota, Viridiplantae, Streptophyta, Magnoliopsida, Malpighiales, Linaceae.